GUCCUUUGUUACUUUUGUUUACCAGUAUCCAGAAGAAUAAGAUCUUUGUACAAUACAGCGAUCACGAGUUCUACACUUUCCCAUAUGAUACCACAACGAUAAUCCGACUACUUUCCUCACCGCCCCACCACUGGCCUCGGCCUCGACCUCGGAGAUCAGGAUCGUAUAAUAUAGACAUUGCCAAUAAUGGCACCCGCACCUUCGAAAGAAGAGAUGCCUGCUUGGGGCCUGGCUCUUGCCGGUUCAGCAGGAGCUCUGGUUGCCAACUCGCUCGUCUACCCGCUCGAUCUCGUCAAGACGAGAUUACAAACACAAGUCAAGAGAAGCAAAACAGAUACCUACGCCGCAGAUCCGAGCGAGGUACACUAUGAAGGCACACUUCACGCAAUUCAGCACAUCAUUCAAGAGGAAGGUGUUUCGGGACUUUUCAAUGGCCUUGGUGGAAACCUGCUCGGUGUCGUCAGCACAAACUUCGCAUAUUUCUACUGGUAUGGACUUGUACGAGAGCUUUACCAUGACAAGAUUGCCAAGAGCAGGAAGGUCGCGAGCACGCCUGUGGAGUUGACGUUGGGGGCUAUUGCCGGCGCAUUGGCGCAAUUGUUCACCAUCCCAAUCAGUGUUGUGACUACGAGACAGCAAACGCAGAAGAAGAGCGAGAAGAAGGGUAUAAUGGAGACUGCGAAGGAAGUGAUUGACGGACCUGACGGUGUGGCUGGCCUGUGGAGGGGUCUGAGUGCUAGCAUGGUCUUGGUGGUUAACCCAUCCAUCACGUAUGGUGCAUAUGAGAGAUUACACGCCGUGGUCUUCCCAAAUAAGACGCGAUUGGCGCCUCAUGAGGCAUUUGCCCUCGGAGCACUCUCGAAGAUGAUUGCGACCAUUGUGACACAGCCAUUGAUUAUCGCCAAAGUCGGCCUGCAAUCAAAGCCACCGCCACAGAGGAUGGGCAAGCCUUUCAAGUCAUUUACCGAGGUCAUGGCUUUCAUCGUCGAGCGAGACGGUAUUCUCGGACUCUGGAAGGGUGUCGCGCCACAACUUCUCAAGGGAUUCUUGGUGCAAGGUAUCUUGAUGAUGACCAAGGAACGCGUCGAGCUUAUGUUUGUCCUGCUCUUCCGAGCCGUGCGGAAAGCACGACAAGAACAGCUGGACAAGCUCGCCAAGAUCGCAGCAGAGAAAGUCGAGCAAGCAAAGGCCCAGGUCAAGCAGACCAUAUCGUAGUGGCAGAAGCCAUGUUCGAAAUUUGUAGCUAUCGAUUCUUGCUCAGAUGCAGAUGGAUUGGGACUAGCAGGCCGGCGUUGUGGGAGCAUAUAGGGAUUUGACAUAUAUCUGCUUGCACGAGACAGCGUAGAUCUUUGGAUUUGACGGCCGAGUACGCUACGCAUUGCGCAGAAGCAACGCGACAUUUGGGGGUAUAUAGUGAUCAUGUUGUACAAGACCUAGGAAACGAGGCUCGAAAGAGAGGAGCUGAUACCCGCAUCAGACUGUUUCUGACACGAUCGUGCCACCAAGUUCCUCAAUGCAGAGUGAAGAGUCUCAACGUCCGGGCCACCGUCCGACAUCCACUCCGUCCUUGUUCGGUUCCAUCUCUCACGGCUCCAAGAGCUCGCUGUCCUGAACGUCAUCGCCGCAGCUCUACUUCUUCGACCCCUUAACCUCAACCUCAAGAGCCUUGACAUAUCCCUCUAACCUCGUCACCGCAGAUUGUAAAGCAUAGAUAUCCUCAUUCAACAGCUCAUUCGAAACCUUGUACUCGUCCACCACGUAGUAAUACAUUCCGCUUCCUGCAAGCACAGUUCCCAGCAGGAAACCGAAUAAUGAUCCGCGGAAUGCUCCGAUGGGUUUCUUGGGUGGGAUUACGGUGUCGGCUAGCAGUUUUCGACUCGUUUGGAAGCUUCGUCGUAAGGCGAGUGUCUGGGCGGGGGAAGUGAUCGCGGGUCGUGGGAGUGCGCGUAGAGUGCGCGGUAGUCUUGCUGCCAUGUUUGUGGUGUAGUCUCGAUGUUUGAAGGUGACUCGGUCGUAUCGUAAG
Pseudocercospora fijiensis CIRAD86 is the source of this 2023-nucleotide messenger RNA. RefSeq lists its product as uncharacterized. The transcript has 4 exons. Gene Ontology annotation, biological process: transmembrane transport. The coding region runs from base 187 to 1215 and encodes 342 amino acids. The record is from RefSeq and is a predicted model, not a curated record. Lineage: Eukaryota; Fungi; Ascomycota; Dothideomycetes; Mycosphaerellales; Mycosphaerellaceae.